UCUUCAAGUUUCAGUUUCAGUAGAGAGAGGAGAGAGAAUAAUUAUGGGUAAUGGCCUUGAGCUACUCCGAUUUACCGUCCAUGUUAUCAAAGGCCAAUGGUUUUCACUUUUCGCAUCUUUUCUAAUCAUGGCCGGAGCAGGAGCCACUUAUCUUUUUGGAGUUUACUCCAAAGAAAUCAAAUCCUCUCUAGGUUACGAUCAAACCACCCUCAAUCUUCUCGGAUUCUUCAAAGAUCUAGGAGCAAACGUCGGAGUUUUGUCCGGUCUCAUCGCCGAAGUAACUCCGACAUGGUUUGUUCUCUUAGUCGGCGCCUCCUUAAACUUCGGUGGUUACUUCAUGAUAUGGUUAGCCGUCACCGGAAAAAUUGCCAAACCCAAAGUCUGGCAGAUGUGUAUGUAUAUAUGUAUCGGAGCUAAUUCUCAGAAUUUCGCUAAUACCGGCGCUCUCGUCACCGCCGUCAGAAACUUCCCGGAAAACAGAGGUGUUAUGUUAGGUCUUUUAAAGGGUCUUACUGGAUUGAGCGGCGCUAUUAUGACACAGAUCUAUUUAGCUAUUUAUGGUAACGAUUCGAAAUCGUUAAUCCUUCUUAUUGGUUGGCUUCCGGCGGCUAUUUCUGUCAUAUUUGUUUAUACUAUUCGUGAUAUGAAGACUGUUAGACGGCCGAAUGAACUUGGAAUCUUUUAUCAGUUUUUGUAUGUAACAAUUGUAUUAGCUUUGUUUAUCAUGAUCAUGACUGUUGCUGAGAAAUUGGUUUCUUUUCCUAAAGCUGCUUAUGCUGGAAGUGUAACUGUUGUAUGUGGGUUACUCUUUGUACCUCUGUUAAUCGCCAUUAGAGAAGAGAAAAUAACAUGGAAAGAAAAGAAGAUGAAGAAAAACUCCGGUGAACCCAAUUCAAUCGCCGUCGUGGAGUAUCAAACCCAGAAACCGAUUGCUUCGCCGGAGGAAAAACAGAGGUCUUGUUUUGCUAACAUAUUUGAUAAACCGCCUAGAGGAGAUGAUUACACUAUUCUUCAAGCUCUUAUUAGCACCGACAUGCUUAUCCUGUUUUUAGCCACUCUUGGUGGGUUGGGUUCGAGUCUAACCGCGGUUGAUAAUUUGGGUCAGAUUGGAGAAUCAUUAGGAUACCCACAAAAGACAAUCAAGACAUUUCUUUCACUAUUAAGUAUAUGGAACUACUUCGGUCGGAUUUUCUCAGGAUUCGUUUCUGAAACCCUUUUAACCAAAUACAAAUUUCCAAGACCUUUAAUGAUGACACUAGUCCUAAUCCUCUCCUCCGUUGGCCAUCUUCUAAUCGCGUUCCCAAUCCCUGGCUCAGUCUACAUGGCCUCAAUCAUAAUCGGGUUCUCAUUUGGGGCUCAAUUGCCUCUUUUAUUCGCCAUCAUAUCGGAAUUGUUCGGACUUAAAUACUAUUCAACUUUGUUUAACUGUGGGCAGUUGGCUAGCCCGCUUGGGUCUUAUCUGUUGAAUGUGAAAUUGACAGGGACGAUGUAUGAUAGGGAGGCUGUGGCGGAUCUUAGCCGGAAAGGGUUGAGUCGGUCGGCGGGAACGGAAUUGACUUGUAUUGGAACUCAUUGUUAUAGGUUGUCUUUUGUGAUAUUGGCGGCGGUGACGUUUUCAGGUGCUCUUGCUUCUUUGAUUUUGGUGGCAAGAACUAGGGAGUUUUAUAGAGGUGAUAUUUACAUGAAAUUUAGGGAUCGGGAAGUGGCGGCUAUGGCCGAUUCCGGCGCCGGUGAUGUAGAAAUUCCGCCGCCGCCGCCGACCAAGAAAUGAUAUUACCAUUUUUUUUUCUUUUUCUUUUUGAUUAAUUAUAUGCAUAAUUAUUAUUAUAAUAAUAAUUAUUAUUAUUAUUAUUAUUAUUAUUAUGUAAAACAUGUUUGUGGGUAAGUCGACACGCUUAGAAAAUAACACUAAUCAGUCAACAUUAUGGGCUCAUCAUCGCACAUGCU
Messenger RNA from Impatiens glandulifera, 1947 nucleotides. RefSeq lists its product as uncharacterized. Gene Ontology annotation, cellular component: membrane. The transcript has a single exon. NCBI's taxonomy places the organism in Eukaryota, Viridiplantae, Streptophyta, Magnoliopsida, Ericales, Balsaminaceae. The record is from RefSeq and is a predicted model, not a curated record. Bases 44 to 1771 code for a protein of 575 amino acids.